AUGGCCAUCUCACUGGACUCUUCUGUCCUAGAUCAACUGAACACUACCAAGGCAAGAAAGCUUCAUAAGCUGACAGACAGACUGAGCGCCUAUGGCGUUGGCAGGACUUUGAACCUCCCGCAGAUCAUUGUUGUUGGCGAGCAGUCAGCGGGAAAGUCAUCCGUCUUGGAAGCCCUUUCUCAUGUCCGCUUUCCCGUCAAAGGAGACCUCUGUACUCGAUUCGCAACAGAGAUUGUCCUUCGUCAGGCGAGGCAGACCCGUGUGCAUGUUAGUGUCCGAUUCGACGACAAGUCCAAGCCAUCUUGGACGAGCCAAAGAGUGGGAUUCACCGAAGAUGAUCUUCCAGACAUUAUCGAAGAGACCAAAGAAGCCAUGGGAAUAGAUUCCACAGGCAGAGACUUCUGCAAUGAUAUUUUGCGGCUAGAGAUCGAGAGUCCCAACCUGUAUCCGCUGACUCUCGUGGACCUUCCCGGACUGUGCGAGACAGCAACCCAGUCCAUGCGAGGCAAGGAAACCGUCGACCAGCUUGUGCAAAGCUACAUGAGGCACAAAAACAGCAUCAUUCUAGUUGUCGUCGCUGCGAACAAUCAGCUCGCCAACCAGAUUGCUCUGGAAAAGGCUAAGGAAUUCGAUCCGAAUCGCGAGCGAACACUGGGCGUCAUUACCAAGCCUGAUCUUACAUGGUCGGGAACGCCCGAGGAAAGCGACUACAUACAACUAGCCAGGAACCAAGACGGAGCACAUAGGCUUAAACUCGGUUGGCACGUCUUGUGUAAUAGAGCAGACGAUGGAGACACCUUGGGCACCCGUGAUGCCACCGAGGCAAGCUUUUUCGAGACGACUGAAUGGGAUACGAUUUCAAAACACCAUCGUGGGAUUGUUAGUCUGCGCAAGAAACUAAGCGAGGUUCUUUCUAGCCAUGUCCGGCAGAAUUUGUCUGCUUUGAUGGAUGACAUAGGAGGAAAACUUAGGGAGAGGCAAGAACAACUUGGCCAAUUAGGAGAAUCGAGGCCGAGUUCUAAAGAGAUGCGGUCAUUUCUCCUCAAUAUCUCACCAAGGUUUCAAAAGCUGGUACAGGACGGCAUCUAUGGCAGAUAUGACGAUCCGUUCUUUGGCGAUUUAGGUGAUACAAACCACAAGCUACGCUCCCAGCUGAGAAAUUUUAAUCUCGCCUUUGACUUUGUGCUAGCAACAAGGGGAUCCAGGAUUGCAAUUGCGCCAGACGAUGACUGGCACAAUGCGCAGCUCCAGGCCCCCAGGUUUCUCAAAAGUUUUCUUGACGAGUAUCCGUACGAUUUUCCCCAGCCAGAGUCCGUUAGCAGGGAGUCCCUCAAGAAGUACUUGGAGAGUCAAGCGGCGGCCAACCAAGGCUGUGAAUUCUCAGGCUCCCACAACGCGGAUCUCAUUGUCCGACUAUUCCAGACACAUGCUUCCCCUUGGAAGGAUAUCGCUGCAUUCCACAUCAAGCAAGUCACGUUAGUGGCCAAGGCGUUUGUGGACCAACUGAUUCGCCACAUUGUCGGUCAGUCGGAAGGGAACCCGACAAUCGAGGCUAUCCUUUGCGGCUGCGUUGACCAAUUCUUUGCAGAAAAGGAGAAGCUUCUCUCGGACAAACUUGAGGAACUUAUCCAGCCGUAUUCAAGGGGCUAUGCCAUGCCUCUGGGCGUCGAGUUUCGUCAAAUGGUUACGAAUAGAACUAGCAAGCGUCUGGCUAAACGGUUGACCGAGCUGUCGGAGAAACAGACAAAUCCUACAGAUGCUGGCAGAUUCAAGAGACUCAGGAGGGAUAUGCUAAAGGAAGCCGCCUCUACGCUUGAUGCAGUCGAUGGAGGACAGUUUGGAACGGAAAAGAUCAUUGACAUGACGCUGGCGUAUUACGAGAUGUCUCGACGAACGUUUACGGACAAUGUUAUCAACCUAGCUAUAGAAGGCUGUCUCAUUCAAGAUUUGCCAAACAUUCUCACGCUGACCCAGGUGGACAAAAUGGAGAAGGGGCAAGUCAACAAGCUAGCGGCUGAAGGGAAAGGUACCCGAACUCGCCGGAAACACCUGCGUGCGGAAUGUAACGUCUUGCGAAAAGGCCUCGAGCAGUGCCGCAAAUACAAACCCAGAGGCGUGACUGGUGUGCCAUCCUCAGAGUCAGGAAUUCAGCCGGUAACCGAAGGGCGCGGUGCCUCAGGUUCCAGUACGCUGUUUACUUCACCAGCCGGACAGGCAGCUCCAGACAGGCAUCUCGCGCCUCCUGCGACUGAGUCACUCACUGUGUCCGCAUCGUCCAGAAGACCAGCAUCUCCGUUGUCCCCAAAUCCGUCGGCCGCACAAGGCAAGUCGACACCCCUUGUUCCAAUGUUGUAA
Molecule: messenger RNA, 2355 nt
Organism: Metarhizium robertsii ARSEF 23
Lineage: Eukaryota; Fungi; Ascomycota; Sordariomycetes; Hypocreales; Clavicipitaceae
Product: GTPase effector domain, GED
Exons: 4
Coding region: 1-2355 (784 amino acids)
Cellular component (GO): microtubule; cytoplasm; membrane
Molecular function (GO): GTP binding; GTPase activity; microtubule binding
Source: RefSeq, a predicted model, not a curated record